GAUACCUUCACAUUCCGCGUUGCCAACAGUGAUAAGCCAUUCACUCGUAGAGGUGUUUUAGCAACCGUCAACAGUCUAUUUGAUCCCCUUGGUCUCGUGGCCCCCAUCACUAUCCGAGGAAAACUCCUGCUCAGAGAGCUCACGAGCACAACUGUAGACUGGGACGCUCCUCUCUCCACUGAAAAAGAGGCUGAAUGGAAUGCCUGGAGAGACUCACUACAGGAUCUCGAACAAUUCGAAACUCCACGAGCAUACACAGUAGCAUCUCUCUCAAACUCAGUGAGAAAGGAGGUCCAUGUUUUUGCUGAUGCAUCCAUACAAGCCAUAGCAGCUGUAGCCUACCUGAAGGUCACAGACAGUGACGGCAUGUGUCAUGUAGGCUUCAUCAUGGGCAAGGCUAAAUUAGCUCCUCUGCCAAACCACACCGUUCCCAGACUUGAACUAUGUGCUGCUGUCCUUGCAGUCGACGUAGCAGAGCUGAUUGUUCAAGAGCUAGACUAUAAGCCAGAUUCCCUAAAAUUCUACACAGACAGCAAGGUGGUGUUGGGGUAUAUCUGUAAUGUCACUAGACGGUUUUACUUGUAUGUGAGCAAUAGAGUGCAAAAAAUCCGAAAGUACACACUUCCUGAGCAAUGGCAUUAUGUUCCCACCUCACUUAAUCCGGCAGAUGUGGCUACCAGAUCAGUUCCCGCGGCUCGUCUCGCUGAGACCAUUUGGCUCACUGGCCCAACAUUCUUACAGCACCCAGAAUCCUCACAUACCCCAGAGGAAGCGACCUUUGACCUCAUUCACCCAGAGUCUGAUGUUGAGGUGCGCUCUUUGAUCACCUCAUGCACAAAACUAAAAACGACUCUAGGCUCUCACCGCUUUGAGAGAUUUUCUACCUGGAAGUCUCUUGUUAGAGCUACAGCAUCUCUUAUCCACAUUACACAGUCCUUCAAGCACAAAGAGAGUUGCAGAGGAUGGCACCACUGUGCACAGCCUCUCCCUGCUGACCUGUGGGCACAAGCAAAAGCAGUCAUUAUUGGAUGUGUCCAAAGAGAGGCCUAUCAAGCUGAAUUCACAUGUCUGGAAAAAGGGAAAGAAAUUCCUAGAAAUAGUCCACUCAGAAAACUGAAUCCUGUUCUGGAACAUGGUCUUUUGACGAUUGGAGGACGACUUGAACACGCCACUCUUAGUACCACAGAGAAACAUCCACUCAUCAUACCAGGUCGCAGCCAUAUUGCAACUCUCCUAACAAAGCACUUUCACGAGAGGGUGAAACAUCAGGGCCGUCUCUUCACUGAGGCCUCCAUCCGCACAGAGGGCUUUUGGAUAAUUGGAGCUAAAAGAUGCAUCAACAGCAAUCUCCGUAAAUGUGUCAUAUGCACCAAGCUCAGAGGAAAAACAGCAGAGCAGAUAAUGGGAGACCUGCCCGCUGACCGUGUAAGCACAGAGCCACCCUUUACAAACGUGGGCCUAGAUGUGUUUGGACCCUGGGACGUGUCCACACGCCGCACCCGCGGAGGUCACGCCAACAGCAAAAGGUGGGCUGUAAUCUUCACAUGCUUAAGUGUGCGAGCUGUGCACAUUGAGCUAAUCGAGUCAAUGGACAGUUCAUCCUUCAUUAACGCUCUACGCCGCUUCAUUGCCCUGCGUGGCCCCGUAAAACAAAUACGCUCCGACUGUGGAACUAACUUUAAAGGAGCAUGCAAAGAGCUGAAAAUGCUUAUGGACAGUACAGGUGAGCCGAGCGUGUCAAGAUAUCUCAGCGGGGAGGGAAGCACUUGGACCUUUAACCCACCCCACUCCUCUCACAUGGGAGGGGCAUGGGAAAGAAUGAUUGGGAUAUCGAGACGGAUCCUAGACUCAAUGUUAUCACAAGUCGCCCCCUCACAUCUCACUCACGAGGUGCUGUCUACCUUCAUGGCCGAAGUGUGCGCUAUCAUUAAUGCAAGGCCUCUGGCGCCCAUCUCCAAUGAUCCAGAAUCUCCUUAUCUCUUAACACCAGCGAUGAUCCUCACACAGAAAACGUCCAUCCCUAAUCCUCCUCCUGGAUCCUUUGAGAGCGCAGACCUUUACAGACAGCAAUGGAAAAGAGUACAGCAUCUUGCCAACAUGUUCUGGGAAAGAUGGAGACGCGAGUAUCUUGCUACUCUUCAAACACGCAGCAAAUGGCAAGAAAGUAGGCCUAACAUUAAAGAAGGUGACCUAGUCCUGUUAAAGGACAACCAAGUGAAGAGGAAUGAGUGGCCUAUGGCUCUCGUCACUAAAGCCAUCCCUGGCACUGAUGGAAAAGUCAGGAAGUUGGAACUGAGAGUAACAAAAGGAGGCAGCGCAAAAACUUUUCUUAGGCCUAUCGUGGAAGUGAUACUGCUUAUGUCUCCUUAGUUACUUCUAGCUUUAGUUAUUAGUUACUACUGUACUUUGCUACCUUUAACUCCUUUAAAAAAUGUGUUUAGUGAUAUUGUGUUCAAUAUCAAACGGGGAGUGUCAUGUUAUGUAUUAUUAAUUCUUUGUUUUGGCGACACACACUGGCCAUAUCUGAUACAGCAGGAUAGCUAGUUUCUGGUCAGUGUUAUGUAAUCUCUUUAUUGUUAUGAAUCUGUCUGGUGGUUGCUAGGUUACCACCAUUCAGCCAUUUUAUGACCAGCACACUUACAGCAGAAAGCAUUUUUCCUUCCUAAUACAAUCUACGUCAUCUAUGUGUUUAAAAGCCUUGGAGAAGCUUUGCUUGUAAGUAAUGUUGUUAACGAAUAUUUUACGUUCGCAUAUUUGUGAGUAUUUUUUGUGAAUUCUUAUAUUGUGAUGCUGUGUAACAUAAGCAGCUCACCCAAUGCAUUUACUAUGCAGUUCACUUAGGAGCUAGCAUUUAAUACAGCUUAGACUGUAGUUCUUUCUUUGGUAUAUAUUAUUUAGGCUAUAUGAGUAUUUACAAUAUUUACAGUGUUUACUUCUGACCUGAUUGUAAGUGAUUUAUUGGAACAGGUUGUAGCUUAAUUCUAAAUACUGUUUUUGUAUUUAGUUUCACAGAUUCAGUGGUUUCCUGUGUUAAUGCCUUUACACGAGUAAAGUGUCAACUUUAUAUCCACGUCUGGGGUUUUCAUUCAUCACUGACUGUUUAGCUAU
Molecule: messenger RNA, 3108 nt
Organism: Sardina pilchardus (European sardine)
Lineage: Eukaryota; Metazoa; Chordata; Actinopteri; Clupeiformes; Clupeidae
Exons: 1
Coding region: 367-2370 (667 amino acids)
Biological process (GO): DNA integration
Molecular function (GO): nucleic acid binding
Source: RefSeq, a predicted model, not a curated record